AUGUCAAUAACCCAACUUCCUUGUCACAUAUCUGGUUGCAAACAGAUCUUCAAGAACAAGUCAGGCCUAACCAAGCACCUGCAUACCCUACACCCAGAUCCUCUGCAUCAUCAUAGGACCUUUCAUCAAGCAGCGCCUCCCCCACCUCACUUUCCAAGUCCUGAGCAUCAUAAUUUUGAUGAUGCACCCCUUCCAGCUACAGCUGAUACUCUGGAACACCAAGGAGAUGCUAAUGGAUUUAUUCUGGAAGAGGGCACUUAUGUGCAGUUUGGGCCACUUUUACGGGCAUUCCAUCCUCGUCUUACAGGACUCAAGUGUGAUAUUGAUGGCAAUACUAUUGACCAGACUACACCACCACCACCAUGA
Molecule: messenger RNA, 366 nt
Organism: Suillus subalutaceus
Lineage: Eukaryota; Fungi; Basidiomycota; Agaricomycetes; Boletales; Suillaceae
Exons: 2
Coding region: 1-366 (121 amino acids)
Source: RefSeq, a predicted model, not a curated record